Molecule: messenger RNA, 2304 nt
Organism: Cuculus canorus (common cuckoo)
Lineage: Eukaryota; Metazoa; Chordata; Aves; Cuculiformes; Cuculidae
Gene: ACKR4
Product: atypical chemokine receptor 4
Exons: 2
Biological process (GO): chemotaxis; G protein-coupled receptor signaling pathway; immune response
Cellular component (GO): membrane
Molecular function (GO): chemokine binding; chemokine receptor activity; scavenger receptor activity
Source: RefSeq, a predicted model, not a curated record
AAAAAAAAAAAUGCAAUGUGUCAGACCAAUUCAGACCAUUUCACCGAAGCACAUCUGAACUGCAGUGCCUGCUACUAGUCUGUCGACAAAAGAAGCUUUGCCACAGGCUGGGACAUGAAUAACUCAACAGAUUACUGGAUGGGGGACGAGGAGGAUGAUCUCAACUCCAUAAUAGAUUACAAUACAUAUGAGCUUCUCUGUGAAAAAAGUGACGUGAGAAAUUUCAGUAAAGUAUUCCUUCCUGUAUUCUAUGCAUUGGCUUUCACUGUUGGAGUUGCUGGAAAUUCAUUAGUGGUCGCAAUUUAUGCCUGUUGCAAGAAACCGAAGACUAAGACGGAUGUGUACAUCAUGCACCUCGCCAUUGCUGAUUUGCUCUUGCUCUUUACGCUCCCUUUCUGGGCUGCAAAUGCAGUGCAGGGAUGGGAACUUGGAAAUUCAAUGUGCAAGCUCACAUCUUCUCUGUACACCAUGAAUUUCAGCUCUGGCAUGCUGUUCCUGGCCUGUAUCAGUGUGGAUAGAUACAGGGCCACUUCUGAAUCCCGGGGUCACAGAAGCAUUAGUAAACACUGCAGUGUUACCUGCCUCUGUGUCUGGCUGUCUGCUGUUUUCCUCAGUAUCCCUGAACUGGUAUUUAAUCAAGUUAAAAAACACAAUGAAAGGAAUGAAUGCCUUCCCAUAUUUCCAAUGAACAUGGAAACACUCCUAAAAGCAAUCAUUCAAAUCUUGGAAAUUAUCCUGGAAUUUUUGCUUCCUUUCCUGGUCAUGCUGAUCUGCUAUUCAGCCACUGCUCGAGCAAUUUUUAGAUCUGCAAAUGCUAAAAAAUCGAGACCUUUUGCAGUUCUGCUGGCAGUAGUGGCUACUUUCAUUAUCACCCAGCUACCUUACAACAUUGUUAAGUUCUGGCGAGCCAUAGAUAUCAUCUACAUGUUGAUUACUGACUGUGAUGCAAGCAAAACCAUAGACGUCGCACUUCAGGUCACCAGGAGCAUAGCUUUGUUUCACACCUGCCUGAACCCUCUUCUCUACACCCUUCUGGGUGCCUCUUUUAAAAUGCAUAUUAUGAAAAUAGCAAAAAACUAUGGGUACUGGAGAAGACGACAACGACAGAAUGAGAGACCUGAAGAAAUUUCUAUGAAUUAUGAAGACCAUACAGAAGAAACAAUUAGUUUCACUAUAUAGACUCUCUAUUACUUUCAUUAUUUUAUAUAACCAAGGGAAUUAUUUACUAAUUUUGGGGGUGUUGUUUCAGUAGCUGUUCGUCUGCAAGUCAACUUUCUGAUUAACUUUUGAACCUACAGACUAGCCAAGACACUACAGUGCAGUUCCAAGUGGAACAUCUUUAUCAAAAUUAAGUAUCAGGCAAGAACCAAAUACUGAAAUUCCUAGAAACAACUGAAGAUAUUUACUGGGAAAAAAAAAGCCAAAGAACCAAAUCCAAAACACCCACAACAAAACCCAAACACCUAAAAACUUCUUAUGAUUGCAAUUUAAAAGAGCCACAGUAUUAGGCACUUAAACAGUUGUGUAAUGAACAAUCUGUACAUGUCUAAACAUAUAAUUAAUACAGAAGAAGAAAACAUCAACCAUAAAGCAGUAGUACAGAAAUUUCUGUACCAAAAGUUAUUAAUUUUGUGUUUCUCCAACUGUUUUGUAAAACCUUAGAACAUUUGCCUAAUAAGUCAGUUUCUUUUUUUUUUCUUCAGCUAUCAUUCCGUAGAUACACUUGCAGCUUGAAAUGAGGCAGCAGUCGGUGGCUGAGAAUUAAGAGACAGAGAGGGGGCAAGAAGGCCAUUAUCCAUUUGUUCCACAGAUGUAUAGCAACAACAACAUCCUCCAAAAAAACCAGUAACUCCUUCUCUGUAAUUACCAAAAAUGACAUUUAACCUCUCCUUUUCUGCUCACUCUAAACUUCAAGAAGCGCAGUGCCCUAUGAGAGGCACAUUCUAGAACUCUGUAAAUGUCAUGUCAAAUGUAAAUGCCGAAGCAGUGCAAAGUAUUAGCAGAAAUGUAAGAAAAGUUAAGUUAAUCUUCAGACACGGGGCCUGGAAUGUCUAGUCACAACUUGUAAAAUGAGUCAAACACUGCAAUAACCCUAUCAACUAAAACAUAUGGCGAUUCAAUAAAAUCAAAGAAUACCAAAAGUGCACUGGCUGUCAUUUAUUCAUAUCUUUAUGUUUGUUUUGGUUUAGUAGGUAUUGCUAUCUCUCAUCAUAAGGUACUUCUCAAACAGCAAAGGCUAAUGGCCUUGCUCGAUGAAGGAGAGAGGUUCUGACUCUAUACGGAGCUCAUCGCUGGUGGGAUUUA